Polyodon spathula (Mississippi paddlefish) is the source of this 1189-nucleotide messenger RNA. RefSeq names its product CMRF35-like molecule 3. The coding region runs from base 24 to 1013 and encodes 329 amino acids. NCBI's taxonomy places the organism in Eukaryota, Metazoa, Chordata, Actinopteri, Acipenseriformes, Polyodontidae. The transcript is spliced from 7 exons. The record is from RefSeq and is a predicted model, not a curated record.
ACAGAUCGUCUCAGUAUCUAAAGAUGAACGCCAUAGUUGAAGUCGCCAUCUGUCUUGUUGCAGUUUUAGGUUGUGUGAAGUCAGCUGAAGGAUUUACAGUAAAUGGGAUUGAAGGAGAGAAUGUAAAGAUUGAUUGCACAUAUGAACUUCAAAAUCUGGAGAAUAAGAAGUACCUGUGUCGUGAUUCCUGGCUGACAUGUAAGGAUGUAAUCAGAACUGGCAAGCCUGACACCCUCGUUACUGACGGGAGAUUCUCUCUGUAUGAUAAACGGUCAGUGAGAGUCUUCACUGUGACCAUCAGAAGACUGACACAAGAAGAUGCCGGGAUAUACUGGUGUGGAAUUGAUAAACUGUUGAAAGACAAAUACACUGAAGUGAGAGUGACUGUCAGUAAAGCUCCGAAAAGAACCACCACAACUCAUGGCACACGCUCAAGUACCACCCCUUCCACCACUACUGUGAAGGGGAACACAGACAAUGGACAAACAGGGGAUUAUACACCCAGCAGCCCUGCAGCUCCGAAAAGAACCAUCACAACUCGUGGCACACGCUCAAGUACCACCCCUUCCACCACUACUGUGAAGGGGAACACAGACAAUGGACAAACAGGGGAUUAUACACCGAGCAGCCCUGCAGGUUUGGAAGCGAUAAUUGGUGGAGUACUUGGGGCGAUGCUGUUUGUCUUUGUGACGACUAUAAUAAUAUACUGCUUUACAAAGAAGAAGAACAAAUCUCUGGAUAAGAGCACCACUAUUAAGAAUCAAGGCAGUGCUGUAUUACUGGGAACUAUUCCUAGCACUGUGUACUCUGACACAAUGAACCCAGUGUACAGUGUUACCCCUAGCACUGUGUACUCUGAAAUAGUGAAUGUUACUCAAGCCAACGACAUUGUGUACUCUGAAGUAAUGAAAGUUACCCGAGACAGUGAUUUGAAGACCGUCUACUCCACUGCGGGGUUUGAGGGCAAACUCGACGCUAAGGAAUCGACCAUGUAUUCUGUGAUUGGUGUGUAGGUCUCAAUAAUAAACCUUCUAUGAAAUUUACUCCCCGAUACAGAAAUGGCAAUUUUUUUUUUUUUUCGUCGUCUGCAGUGUUAUAUUUCAAAUGCCUGCUAGCCAGCAUGAAUGCAGUGAGAGUUUUAAUUACUUGGACUUGUGCUUAGAGACUAAGAGAUUUACUUUCUGCUUUU